GUACCCUGAGUUAGGUGCCCUGGCAGGAGCCGGUAUUGCCAGCAUCGCCCAGCAAAGCCGCCGGGGCUGAGUUGUGCUUGCAGGGCCGUGGGAGGGCCGGCUCCAGCUGAGGUGCUGUUCCCGGGGGUGGCCGGGCGGACCCCCGUCCCAGCCCCAGGUGCAGCAGGGCGCAGGGAGGUUGGGCCCGGGCAGGUUGGGGGAGCGGCUCCGGCGCCUGCAUGACGGUGCGGAGCCGUCGUCAGCUGUUGCUAAGCGACCGCCCUGCGGGACCAGCUCUCGCCGCGCUGCCGAGCCGCUCGGCCCCGGCCCCCCCAACACCCCCCGGGAUGCCAUCAGCUGUUGCCAAGGGAAGCCCCGCAUGCGGCCGGGACCCGGCAGACUCGUUCUGGACCCGGAACUCCUUCGAGACGGACUCGGACCUGCCGGCCGGAUGGAUGCGGGUGCAGGACACGUCGGGCACCUACUACUGGCACAUCCCCACAGGCACCACCCAGUGGGAGCCGCCCGCCACCCUCGGCUCCCCCAGGCACACCCCCCCCGACGAGCCCCAGCUCACCUGGACGGGCCUGGCGCAGGCCGAACGCUUUGAGAACGGCGACUUCUGGAAGGAUGACCCUGCAGAGGCUGUGACCCCAGAGCCCAGCGCGGAGGACGCGGAGCUGCCCAACCUGCCCACGGCCUCGCCAGACAUGAGCUCCUCCCAGACCGAGGAGGGCGCGGUGCCCCCAGGAUCUAAGUGCUUCGCCGUGCGGUCGCUGGGCUGGGUGGAGAUGAGCGAGGAGGAGCUGGUCCCGGGCCAGAGCAGCGUUGCCGUCAACAACUGCAUCCGCCAGCUCUCCCUGCACGCGCCGGAGCCCGAGCCCGAGUCUGUGGGCCCCUGGGGCCAGGGCCGGGACCUGCUGCUGGUGCUGGAGAGCGAGACACUGCGGCUGGUGGACCCGCGGGGGCAGGCCCUGCUGCACGCCCAGCCCGUGGCCGGCAUCCGUGUCUGGGGCGUGGGGCGCGACAACGGCAGGGAGAGGGACUUUGCCUAUGUGGCCCGGGACCAGCUGACCCAGAUGCUGAAGUGUCACGUGUUUCGGUGCGAGGCCCCGGCCAAGAACAUCGCCACCAGCCUGCACGAGAUCUGCGCCAAGAUCAUGGUGGAGCGCCGCAGUGCACGGGCCCUGACAAAUGGCCUGGCGCUGGAUCACUCCAAGAUGGUGGAGAUCCCUUUCCAAGUGGAGUUCCCGGCGCCCAAGAGCGACCUGGUGCAGCGGUUCCAAGUCUGCUACCUGGGCAGCGUCCCCGUCACCAAGCCCGUGGGCAUGGAUGUGAUCAACACGGCCCUGGAAUCGGCGCUGGCCAGCAGCAAGGAGCACUGGACACCCGUGGUUGUCAGUGUGGCCCCUGCCACCCUCACCAUCACCCACGAGCAGCAGACGGAGGUGGUGCUGUGUGAGUGCCGCGUGCGCUUCCUGUCCUUCAUGGGCGUGGGACGAGACGUGCGCUCCUUCGCCUUCAUCAUGGCCCGUGCCCCCGGCGACUUCCGCUGCCACUCGGUGUGGUGCGAGCCCAAUGCCGCCGGGCUCAGCGAGGCCGUGCAGGCCGCCUGCAUGCUGCGCUACCAGAAGUGCUUGGAUGCGCGGCCCCAGGCCACCACGUCGUGCCUGCCGGCACCGCCUGCCGACUCCGUGGCCCGGCGCGUGGGCUCCACCGUGCGCCGGGGUGUCCAGACCCUGCUGGGCAGCCUGAAGGCCAAGCGUCCGGGCACGCAGACUCCGUGAGCCAGCCCCACGAGCCCGGACCACACGGGAUGGGCACAGCCUCGCCCCCCACCUGGGGCAGCCCCGGGGCCGGGACGCCGGGCGAGGGCGAGCAGAUGGGGCGCCGUGGCCACAGUCAGCGCCAGCAUCGCUG
This is a messenger RNA of Gavialis gangeticus (Gharial), 1899 nucleotides long. RefSeq names its product amyloid beta precursor protein binding family B member 1 (gene APBB1). The coding region runs from base 219 to 1766 and encodes 515 amino acids. Lineage: Eukaryota; Metazoa; Chordata; Crocodylia; Gavialidae. Gene Ontology annotation, molecular function: transcription factor binding; amyloid-beta binding. Gene Ontology annotation, cellular component: nucleus; cytoplasm. The record is from RefSeq and is a predicted model, not a curated record. The transcript has 14 exons. Gene Ontology annotation, biological process: regulation of DNA-templated transcription.